CAAAUUAGAGCAAGAAAAUAUUAAAAUGGCGGAAGUUGAUUCAGCCUUUGACUUUCUCCAUAACGAAAUAGUGAACUACACUCAUCGGGAAAGGCAAGGAAAGUUUAUUGAGAACGAUGCAGUACAAACCCUAGACCGCAUGGGAUUUAAUGUAGGGCAGAGACUUGUAGAGAGAUUUACAAAGGAUUCUCCCAGGUUUAAAGAUGAAUUAGAUAUUAUGAAGUUUGUUUGUAAAGAUUUCUGGACAGCAUUGUUUAAGAAACAAAUAGACAAUCUGAGGACUAAUCAUCAGGGAGUUUAUGUUCUCCAAGAUAACCAAUUCAGAUUGCUUACCCAAAUAUCCAAUGGAAAACAGUAUACAGAAUCUGCUCCUAAGUACCUGGCAUUCUCAUGUGGAAUGAUCAGAGGUGGAUUAGCAAACCUUGGUAUCAGUUGUUCAGUUACGGCAGACAUAUUACCAUUACCAGCAUGUCGAUUCCAAAUAGUCAUACAAAAAACUUGACCAGGAAGACCAACAGGUACCAUCAAACAACUUUACAUACAGUACAUUUAUAUACAGCACCUGAAGUUAGCAGCAAAAAUAGGACCGUAUUCGUGAUGAGACAAAAUAAUAUCAAGCUAAUUAGCUGAUUGUAAAAUACAUUGAUAACCAAUUGUCAGCCAAGAGGUUUUUCCAGAACUCCACAUGAGGUGGGCAACAGAUGCAAAAAUAGACAGAAUCCCUGCUUGGUGUUGAUCCACAUUAUAGAUCCAUCCCUUCGGCAUUACAAAUGUCUGUAUUUGAUAUUACUGGGUGUUUGUAGUCAGAUUCAGUAUUGUCCCAUCCUGAAGCCUUUCUUACUGAUUCGCUUGAAAGAUGCUGUGGAGAAAAUAUUGGAUGGGUCAUUAUUGUUACUUGUGUACAGCUCCUGUCAUCCCUCCCUGGGGGAGGGGAGGGGACGGAGAUAGGAUUCAACGGGCUAUUAUUCUAGCAAUAAAAAUCUUUAAAAUCUU
Messenger RNA from Actinia tenebrosa (Australian red waratah sea anemone), 993 nucleotides. RefSeq names its product trafficking protein particle complex subunit 6b. The record is from RefSeq and is a predicted model, not a curated record. Lineage: Eukaryota; Metazoa; Cnidaria; Anthozoa; Actiniaria; Actiniidae. Gene Ontology annotation, biological process: endoplasmic reticulum to Golgi vesicle-mediated transport; regulation of GTPase activity. Gene Ontology annotation, cellular component: trans-Golgi network; cis-Golgi network; TRAPP complex.